AGCCUAUUGGCUCUCGCUUCGCCCCACGCAUUAUCUAGUGAUUGGGCCCAUAUCUAGUGCGACUAGGGAAAGGAAUUGAGGAAUGUUCUGGUUGCCUUCUUCCAGUGGCAUGUCAUAAGGGUUGCCUAGGAACCACCUUUUGACCGGAGGCGAUCGCACUCAUCCCCUCCCCUCCCCAUCCCCGUUUAUCUGACCGCCCUAUCGUCACUCUGUCACUCUCGCUCCCUGUCCUCUCAUCUGGAGUGUUAGCCCCAGGGACUGGCGGCCCGCGAUGCGCCUCGCGCCCCUGCACUGCACUGGCUGCAGCACACGGCCCGUAAUCUGUCCGUCGGCACUUCGCGACAGUGUACUACCGCACGUCAGCAGUCUGAUCGUGGGUUCGUCGCCCUGUCCUUCUCGCACUCAUGGGGUCUUCCCCUGGCGGUGCGAGAGAGAGAGAGAGAAACACAGUGCGAUGGAGCUCUGUUCGGAGUCAGCCUACAGCAGCGCGCUUGGACUACAAAACGCUGAAUACUGUUUGCGCGUGCGUUCCCCCUCGGUGAGAGGCGCUGGUUCGAACUGGGGCGAUCCGGGGGGAAUUGCAUAGGAUCGCGUUCGUUCAGGUGCGCAGCACACGCAUGGAUGCUUAAAGAAACUGCAAAGGCCUUAACCACAGUCGGUAGGACAAUGACCAAAUACCAAAACGAACGUGCUGUGCCAACCUCUUGAACCUCUUAAAAAUGGAACUAGGGAUGGUUUUCGUUGACCCCUUCAUACCUGUCACGGUUCUGUUCGGGCUUUGCGACUGGGCAUGUGUGCAGCACGCGGACUCUCUUUCCCUCUCACCGCCCAGGCAAGCGCGCCGUUUCAAAUCGUCCGCCGCGGACGAACGAACAGGCCCGCCCACCAGGCUGCCACCACACACGGCACGGGCAUUCCCCUUCCACGAAUAAAAGUCAACCCUCAUGUCACGCAUCACAAAGAUAAAUGAACCUUUUUUGGACUCGGUCUCAAUUCACGGCUGUAUCUUCCCGCGGAAUUCUUUCUUUGAGUGAAUUAUGCGUAGACAUCUGGAGGGAAGGGACACGCAAUGGGACACUGUGUGCGCGUGAGUUGGCCAUUGAAAACAAAAGUCUUCUGCUGUUUUCUGCUGUUUUCUUGUUAUUGACAUUUGGCGAGACGACCAUCUCGUUGUGUAUUUAGCCCAUUUAGACGUAAACAUGGGUUUAGUCCUCAUGUGAGGGACUUUUACUUGCAUCACAUCAAGUGUGGAAGUGAGAAUAACAAUGAGUGGUGACAGUAGCGAGUUGCUGGAUGAUGGGGUGCAGGUGAAGACAGAAGGUGGAUCAAACAGCAGCAAGGUUUGCAGCGUAUGUGGAGAUCUGGCUCUGGGAUAUAAUUUUAAUGCUCUUACUUGUGAGUCCUGCAAGGCAUUUUUCCGCAGAAAUGCUCUCAAAGCUAAGGAGUUUAAGUGUCCCUUUACAGAGAGCUGUGUUAUGACAGCUAUUACUCGAAGAUUUUGUCAGAGAUGCCGAUUACAGAAAUGUUUUGCAGUUGGUAUGAGAAAGGAAUACAUUAUGUCAGAAGAAGAAAGGCUCAACAAACGACAAAAAAUUGAACAAAAUAGAGCAAAAAAGAGAGCUGCAUCAUGUCCAGAUGACGAGCCUAGUUUAAAUACCACAAAGCGUAACCGACCUUCUCCCAAAUCUUCUCACUCUAAUUCUGAGUGGAACAGAAACUCAGAUUGGUCUUCAGGAACCCCUUCCAAUAGCCAGAACAGUCCAAGUGCUUCCCUGCCUCACGAGAGGAGUCCCUCAAGAAGCGGUGAUGCUCUUUCAGAGCGUUUGUUGGAGUCCCACCCUUCACCAACCACUGCUUCAUCUGCGGGAAGUGUUCCAAGUCCGAACUCGCCACCAGACAGUGCAACCGUUGCUGCAUCUCAGAACACAGAAAUGGUUGCUAUAAAAGAUGUUGGUAGAAUUAACAAACAGAGUAUGAUAAGUGUCAUUACCUACCCACAUCAAAUAAGUCAAUCCCCUGAGACUCAUCAUGUAUCAAGAAGCAGUUCAAGUGUUCUGCCUGAUUCAAAGAUGUCUUCAGUGACAACAUCUACACAAACUGAUGAAAUGCAAGAGAGUGCGAAAAGGCUUACAACUACUGCCACUCAAACUUCUGACAGCUCACAACCUGUCUCUCAACCUUCUCCCCUUCUGUCAUCAUUAAUCUGCAGCCAGCGCUCGGAUGAGUCCAUCUCUCACCAAGAAACAUCCAUGUCUCCCUCCCCAGAAGACUCUUUGCUUGCAGUGGAGGGAACAGGUGGAUGGACGGGAGUUGAUGGUGUCAAUGGCCGCUCAUGGGAUUCGUGUGCACAGCCACCCAAUGUGUCACAGAGACAUGUUGAUGAUGAUAUCCUGCAGGAUGUAUUCAGGAUCCCCGGUGUUGCUAAUUCAUUCGAUGCUAUUCUUAGUGAAGCUAUUAAGUUGGAGUUUUCUGCGUACUCCCCUCGAACAUUAUCAGUUCCUCACUUACACGCUGAUGGUUUCCCUCUUAGCAGAGAGUUGAAUGAUGCAGAGAGAGCCAAGCUCAAUGAGUUGAUUGUGGCCAACAAAGCUUUACUGGCACCUCUUGAAGAGACUAGCACUGGUGAUCCUCGCUUAUUGGACAUCAUAAAUCUCACUGCAGUAGCCAUUCGCAGAUUGGUGAAAAUGGCAAAGAAGAUUAAUGCAUUCAAAAACAUGUGUCAAGAGGAUCAAGUCGCUCUUUUGAAAGGUGCUUGCAUGGAGAUGCUGAUUUUGCAUAGUGUCACAACAUACAACCCUGAAAAAGAUUCAUGGGCUCUGCCUCACAGUACUGCAAUUAGUGUUGAUGUUCUCAAAGAAUGUAAAGGAAAUUUGUAUCAAGAGCACCGACGGUUUCAACAGUCAUUUGAUCCAAGAUGGAGAACAGAUGAAAAUAUCAUGCUUAUCUUGUCAGCAAUAACACUGUUUACACCUGCCCGAGCAAAUAUUGUACAUCAUGACGUCAUUAAACUUGAACAGAAUUCAUACUGGUAUUUACUUCGGCGGUAUUUAGAGUGUACAUUACCAGGAUGUGAAGCCCGUUCUACUUUUUUAAAAUUGAUUCAAAAGAUUUCAGAACUACAUCGUCUUAAUGAAGAGCAUGUUAGAGCUUACUUAGAUGUUGAUCCCUGUGAAGUUGAGCCACUAUUGAUAGAAAUAUUUGAUCUCAAACCUCCUUCAAUGUUGUGAAAAUAUUAGGAUUUUUUUUUUUUCAAAGAUGUUGUCAUCUUAUUUCUGCACUGCCCCUUGAUUGCUAUUUUUGGUAUUCCAUUUUUCCUUUGGAAUUAUACUGUCUAAUUCUGAUGUCAAUCUUCUUCAGUGCCAUGUAAUUCAAGAGUAUAUCUAGAUCAAGUAUUUUUCAGAGAAGUGCUAACUUUUUUUUCAUUAUUGGUAGCUUUUAUGUAGCAGGUAACAUAUUAGAGCUCUGUUAUUAAUUGAGUAUUUUGAACCCUGUUAAGUGUUGGUGUACUGGUGUAACUACUAUGUAUGUUACCCUGUAACUUACUCUUUCUUUAUCUUGUUACAAUGUGCUGUAUAAAAUUCCUUGUUAACAUGUACCUAUAGUCUAAUUUUAUGUCUGUUACUCAAAUAUUUACCUGCUUAGCUUAUUAGACUUGUACAAAUUCCUAUACUGUUAUUGAAUAAUCUUGUAUAGUUUCACAUGUAUGCUCAACUUUUGAUUGGCUUCAAGCUGAUUCUCUUUGUGAACUUGAGAGGACAAAUGUAUUGAGUCUUAAGAGCUAAUUAUAGAUGUGCUAGGUUUUACAUCUAUAUUGUGGUAUUUGUUUGCUCAGAAAAGUUUCUAUUUGUAUUUCAUUACUCACUUCAGGUUCAUUGUUUGCUUGCUGUCUUAGGGUUAGAGACUGACAAUGUGCAUGUUUUUUUCUUCUAUAUAGUUUAUGUACUGUAGCUGUAGAAACUUUUAUUGCACUUAUGAAUUGGUUUUCAAACAAAUCAAACUUGUUUUGGGUUGGGUCCAAACAGGUACCUGUGAUGUAGAAUGUCAAAAGUGCCUCCCAAGAAAGGUAUGCUAUGUCUAUUAAGAAGUGGGAGAUACAGUACCUGGUACUACUGGAUGUCACCUACCAUAAGCAAAGGGACCAUGCAUUUUAACUUUUUUUUACUGUUAUCUUGACAUGCCUCAUGUGUUACUGUCCUGAGAAAAUGUUUAUAAUUGUACUAGCCUGAAAGGUAUUGAAUCUCAGUUACCGCAUUUAAUCUAUCAUAAUUUUUAAAUAAAUUUGCUUGUUACU
This is a messenger RNA of Thrips palmi, 4291 nucleotides long. RefSeq names its product nuclear hormone receptor HR96 (gene Hr96). The coding region runs from base 1266 to 3227 and encodes 653 amino acids. Gene Ontology annotation, molecular function: nuclear receptor activity; zinc ion binding; RNA polymerase II cis-regulatory region sequence-specific DNA binding. The record is from RefSeq and is a predicted model, not a curated record. Gene Ontology annotation, biological process: cell differentiation; positive regulation of transcription by RNA polymerase II; negative regulation of transcription by RNA polymerase II. The transcript is spliced from 9 exons. Lineage: Eukaryota; Metazoa; Arthropoda; Insecta; Thysanoptera; Thripidae.